GCACUUAACAAGAAACUGCAACAUGCUGGCAAUGGUGACAAGAAGUCGUGCCACAGUCUAACCCACUGGCCAUGCUCAUGUGUCGCCGAGUAACAGCAAGUGUGACACAGCUCACAACAGUUCAUACUCAACAGACAUCGGUGCGAAGAUUUCUACAAGAUUUAGCCUGCCGUCGUUGUUCCCUCAUUGGCAAACCAGCACAUGGCAGUCUUGCACUUAUGCUUGUUAUCAACAUUGAAGACGGGCAAAAUCCUGGCCCUGCUAGUCGUGAUUGUCUAUUUGCUGCAGCUUGUGAUUAACUGUUACAUCAACCAAGUGAUCUGGACUAGGAAAAGCUACAAGAAGAUUCAAGAGCCUCUCGUCAUCUUGGUUUGGCAUUGGCCAUUUCAUGCAAACUCCACUCCAAGGGAAGAUGUUUGCCUGGAUUUAUAUGGUGUUGCCAACUGCAUUCUCACACACAACAGGUCCAUAUUUGAUCGUGCUGAUGUUGUUGUGUUUCACCACAGGGAGCUCCAGCUCAAAAGCUCCAGACUACCACAGCUGGCCAGACCUCCCAACCAGAAGUGGCUCUGGGUUUCUUUGGAAUCGCCAACCAACACAAAGAGGAUUCAUCAAUUCAAUGGCUAUUUCAACUGGACUAUGACCUACAGGACAGACUCGGACAUCUUCAUCCCUUAUGGAACCCUCUUACCAAGUAACCAAAGUGAACAAAUGACCAAUUUCUCCAUGCCAAAGAAAUCUCGCCUUUCGACAUGGGUUGUUAGCAAUUAUCACAAGAAUAGUCUAAGGGCAAAGGUGCAUGCCAAUCUGUCCAAGCACAUGCCAAUUGAUGUCUAUGGGAGAGCAGCCAGAAAAUUCCUCCCCAGCGAAAUGCUGCUGCCAACAAUCUCUCACUAUGCCUUCUACCUGGCUUUUGAAAACUCCGUUCACACAGAUUACAUCACGGAGAAGCUAUGGAGAAACUCUUUCAUGGGAUCGUCUGUUCCUGUGGUGUUAGGACCUCCACGCGCUAACUAUGAAAGGUUUGUCCCACCGGAUUCCUUCAUUCAUGUGAACGACUUUGCCUCUGAGAAGGAACUGGCCAGCUUCCUAAUGGAUCUGAGGGAGAACAGCACUCAAUAUGAGCAGUAUUUUAACUGGAGGAAAAGGUUUGUGGUCAAGCUGAACACAAACUGGACAGAGAGGUUCUGUUCCAUUUGCACUAAAUUUUAUAGCCUUCCUCAGUCAAAAACAUAUCAUAAUUUACAUGAUUGGUUUCACCAGUGACAGACUUCUUUUCAAUCUACCUCAUAGCAUGAUUGUUAUUUCUUUAAAUCAAUGUGUUAAAAUGAUUGCUGCUAUUUUAAAAUGUCCCUAUUUAGAUGUUUUAGACCAUUGUCUUCAAUUGCUAAAAUUAUUCAUUUGGAGAGGGUGCUGGGGAGCAGGCAGGUCUGGGGAACGUCAGUGAGUGGAGGAUUUGCAAUAGCUCUUAACAGCAGAGCAAGGUCAUGGGAGAUUUAAAAGCGGUGCUCAAAAUUACGUGCAGUUUUUUUAUGAGCAGAUCAAGAGAAAUAGUUUCAGUUUUCAGUAACCGAGGGAUACAGACUUAGCAUAAUUGACGAAAGAACUAGGAGAGACAAGGAGAAAGACUUUUUUAAAUGCACUGUUGUUGUGAUUUGAAAGGUAUCGCUGAGGGACUGGUGGAUGUAGAUUGAGUUAGUAAUUCUCAAAAGGGGAAACAAACAUGUCCUUUCAAAGGAAAAAGAGAUUCUUGAUUGAUUUGGUUUAUUAUUGUCACGUGCUGAGAUACAGUGAGAAGUAUUGUUUUGCAUGCUACCCAGGCAGAUCAUCCCUUACAUAAGUACAUCAGUGUAAAAGAACAGAAUGCAGAGUAUAGUGUUACAGCUACAGAGAAGGUAGUGAGAGGGAGCAACUUUAAUACUUGACUGACUGCGAAGAGCCUGGAUAGUUUAAAUGGGCCAAAUGUUCUGGAAUAUUUUACGACUGUAACAAGAACCUAAUUCUCAUCAGGUUGGCCAACAAAUACUAAAACGUAUGUAGUGCUUUGGUGAGUAUUUGAACUUCCAGUGAAUCCUUUCUGCUUCUCAGAACUAGAUGCAAAUUCAACAACAAAUUGUGUAGGUAACUGUUAAUUAUUAUUAUCAAGCAAUUCAACUGGCUUUGCCAGUCUUGGUACUGCCCAGUGAUCUGGAGUGAAAAGCAACGCAUUGGGUGGAUGCUGAGAAAGAUCUGGGUCAGGCUUAUAUCCGAUCUCCCACCUGACCACAUCAGAGCAAAUGAACUGCUUCCUCUCAUAAUGUAAGCUCAAGCACUAUGUGUGUGUGUAAACUGCCGGAUGUUACCACCCAGCAAGGAAUCAAACCCCAAUGUGAAUUAGCACUUGCAAAAAGCAAUGAGAAAGAACAUAAUGAGGAUGGGGAUGCAUGAUUCUGUUUAUGAGGAGUGGGUGAGACAGAGGAGACAGAUAGCUUGGGAUGAGAAGGUGUGAGAAGAUAGCAAUGUAAUCUUUCUGACUAUAUUAUUCCUGCUGUAAUACAAUAUCAGAUUAGUAUAUUAAAUCAUCAUUAUAUCAAAGCAUUAAUAUAUAAUCAGAAUUCACAAUAUUUCAUAUCUGGCCUGAAGUCUAUAUUAUUCAGAACUGACUCUGUGAAUCACUCUAAGACUGUAUUUCAAACUUGAAUUUGUAUUUUUUCUGCAACUUUUUCUUGAAGGUUACUCUUUAAAAUGUAAAUUUACUUUUGGUGCUGGUAAUAUUUUCUGAUAUGAAGUAAGAUCUAGCAUAGUGCUUCGCUCUGUAGGCAUGCUGACUGGGGCCCCAGACCCUUGUACAGCAUGGGGCCUCACUGACCUUUACAUGAGAACCCCACCCAGAACUGUAGUGGAAGAACUUGUUAAAGAGAUUCUACCUGGGUUCACUUUACGACAGGUUCAAUGCAGAUCAUAUCUCACAGGGUCAUGCAAGAGGAUGACAAGGACUGGUGAAUAUAAGUGUCAUUAUAGGGUUAAUGCUUUUCUGAGGCUAUGAGCUGAAGGAAUAUCAUUCAUGCUCACUCCAGAGAGAUGGACUCAUUAUCAAGCUUUUGACAUUCCUUACCUGGCAAUUCUUGGAACAGAUCUAAGUGGGUCAAUGUCCCUUCCCUGUUGGCAUCCAGAGGAAGUGUGUGCUGGUCUCAGUCAUAGAGUCAUACGCACGGAAACAGACAUUUCAGUCCAACCAGUCCAUGCCGAACAUAUCCCAAACUAAACUAGUCCCAUCUGCCUGAGCUUGGCUCAUAUCCCUCCAAACAUUUCUUACUCAUGAACUAAUCCAAAUGUCUUUUAAAUGUUGUAACUGUAUCUGCAUCCACCACUUUCUCUGGAAGUUCAUUCCACACACGAACUACUCUCUGCAUAAAAAAAUUGCCCCCACGUCUUUUUUAAACUUUUCUCCUCUCACCUUAAAAAUCUGUCCCCUAUCUUGAAAUCCCUCAUCCAGAGAAAAGACACUUGCCAUUGACUUUAUCUACACCCCUCAUGAUUUUAUAAACCUCUGUAAGGUCACCUCUCAACCUCUUAAGCUCCAGUGAAAAAAGUCCCAGCCUCUCCUUAUAACUCAAGCCCUCCAUUCCCAGCAAAAUCCUAAUAAAUCUCUUCUGAAUCCUCUCCAGCUUAAUAAUAUCCUUCCUAUAACUGGGAGACCAGAACUUGACACAGCACUCCAGAAGAGGCCUCACCAACAGCAAUGUUGCAAUUGACCAUGGGCUAUGUGGCUUAGGGGGAAAUGCCAGCAGGUACAAAAAGAAAGCAGCCAAUAGGACUGCUCCUUAUCACUACAAAGUGACUGCAGUUCCACUCCAUUGGUGCUACCAUUCCAUCUCACUGCCUCCUCACUCGCCCCCAACCACCUCAUACCCCAUUGCUAUAAAAACAUCCACAAGGGCCAUGGGAAAAUGGUAUGAAAGCCUACACCACUGUCCCCACAUUGUUGGGCCUGUACUCAUGGUAACAGAAGUAGGCCAUUCAGUCCCUCAAGCCUGAAUCUUAUCCAGAUUUACCCUGCCUAGAUCUGUGAUCUGAGUCUAUAACAAAACUCUAUGACUGUCAGUUUUGCAAUGUCCAAUUGACUCCUGCCUUAAUAGGUUUUAAGAACAGAGGUCCAGAUUGCCUUCAUUGUGUGAAGGUUUCUUUCUGACUUCAACCUGGAAUGGGUUAACUCAAACACUGGGACUCGCUAACUCGAAAAAAUUGUUUCUUUUCAUCUAUCCUAUCAAAUAAUUCAAUCACCUCAAUUUGAUCACGCCUUAAUCUUCGAUUCCCAAAGUUAUAAAAUGCCGAGUCUAUGCAACCUGUGUUCAUAACUUAAAACUAUUACCUCCAGCUUCAUUGGUCAGUGGACCAAAUAAUCUCCUUGGUGUGGAAGCUAUGUCGCAUCACUCUCCCAGAACCAGGACUACAGCCCAGGUCAAUGCACCAGCAACUAACCCAGCACCAAUGGUAUUUCUCCCAUUGCCCAGCAACCUUUCCAAGCAAACAACCUAGGGGGUGUUGGAUUCUGAAACCAGUACUUUGCUGAUGGAUUUUUGGAGUGUGCUGUAAGGUAGGGAGAGGUUUCUGACAUUGUGUUAAUAGUGGAUACAUCUGACCUGUGAGAGUGAGAUCAGUAACUGUGUGUCUACCCCUGGGAGAGAUCCCUCAUUGAUGUAACUGAAAUGCUUAAACCUCUGUAUUUGGUGUAAUUGUUUCUCUCAGUGUUAAGUAUACAGUAACUCAUUUAGGAUAAAUGUUAUAUUGAACAAAAAACAAAUACAUUUAAAUAAAAAAUACAAAUGAGACACGU
Rhincodon typus (whale shark) is the source of this 4816-nucleotide messenger RNA. It is a transcript of the gene fut7, whose product is annotated as fucosyltransferase 7. NCBI's taxonomy places the organism in Eukaryota, Metazoa, Chordata, Chondrichthyes, Orectolobiformes, Rhincodontidae. Gene Ontology annotation, cellular component: membrane. Bases 202 to 1266 code for a protein of 354 amino acids. The record is from RefSeq and is a predicted model, not a curated record. The transcript has 2 exons. Gene Ontology annotation, molecular function: alpha-(1->3)-fucosyltransferase activity.